AUCAGUUGCUCAACAGGAGUCAGCCGCAAAAACAACCCAUCCAACAUGAAAGUGGUACUAGUCGCCCUCGCCCUUGUGGCUCUCACCGUCGCUGCCCCUCAGGGCUCCGUGGAGCGCGUUCCUCAGAUCGUGCGCAGCCAGUUCGAGGCCCAACCCGAAGGCAACUACGUCUUCAACUUCGAGACCGACAACGGCAUCCAGCGCCAAGAGACCGGUGAGCUGAAGCAGGUGGCUGAUGAGGACAACAAGCCCCAGAACGUGGUGGUGGUCCGCGGCUCCUACACCUACACCGACACCGAGGGCAAGCCCCAGACCGUCAACUACGUCGCCGACGAGACCGGCUACCACGCUGAGGGAGACAUCAUCCCCAAGGCCCAGGCCAGGCGAUAAGCUCUGACGACCACAUAUGACCACACGACCACCAAAAGACCUACGGUCUACGGCGAUGAACGCUAACUACUAUGUUUCACACGCUACAAUUCAGUUUAAUAGGUUUUUAUUUUAGUUCGAUUGUUUUGUUUGUUUUUACAGGAUUUUUGUAAAUAAAUGUCACUGUAAAUAAUUAA
Molecule: messenger RNA, 566 nt
Organism: Pectinophora gossypiella (pink bollworm)
Lineage: Eukaryota; Metazoa; Arthropoda; Insecta; Lepidoptera; Gelechiidae
Product: larval cuticle protein 1-like
Exons: 3
Coding region: 46-390 (114 amino acids)
Cellular component (GO): chitin-based extracellular matrix
Molecular function (GO): structural constituent of chitin-based larval cuticle
Source: RefSeq, a predicted model, not a curated record